Messenger RNA from Trachemys scripta elegans, 2217 nucleotides. RefSeq names its product enolase 4 (gene ENO4). The record is from RefSeq and is a predicted model, not a curated record. Gene Ontology annotation, molecular function: magnesium ion binding; phosphopyruvate hydratase activity. NCBI's taxonomy places the organism in Eukaryota, Metazoa, Chordata, Testudines, Emydidae. Gene Ontology annotation, cellular component: phosphopyruvate hydratase complex. The transcript is spliced from 13 exons. The coding region runs from base 56 to 1954 and encodes 632 amino acids. Gene Ontology annotation, biological process: glycolytic process.
GUCGGCGCUGAGGGGACGCGCUCCGUCUCCUAGCAGCAGCAGCCUCCUCAGCCCCAUGGAGCCCGGCGGGGAACGCGAGCGGCGGCGGCGGCGGGACCUCCCCGAACUCAGGCACCAGGCGGCCGAGUAUUAUCGGAGCAACGAGGUCCCGCAACGGCUAGAGGAGGCGCUCAACGCCACGUUCUACCUGCGUCCUGCGGACCUCUACGGCCAUCUGGCGAACUACUUCUCUACAUUUUCAAAACCUCCAGUAAUAUGCAAAUUAAUUGGAAGGAAGGUCCUUGAUGGAGUUGGUCGACCAACAUUAGAAGUGGAAAUAUUUUGCACAGUUAAAAACCAUGAGAAGAGCAUUUGUUCCAUUGUGGUCUCUUCUCACUCUGAAAUCCUUGAAAAUGCUUCACCUGAAGCAAUUGAUGCUGAUGAGAAAGAAAGAAAUGACUCUAUUAAUAGAGCCCUGGAAUGGAUAAAUGGAUCACUGAAUGAAAUGCUCAGAGACCUGCAACCUGCUGACCAGUGUAAAGUUGAUGAGCUGCUUGGUGAAUACUUUGCAAAGAAGGUAGAAGAAGAAAAAGAAAGAAAGGCAAUUGAAAAGGAAGAACAAGAAGCAGUAAUUUCUGCACCUGCAUAUAUUCCAGCUGUAUCAGCUGUAACACCAUCUGGCAAAAAAAAAGGAGUCAAAUUAGGGAAGAAGAGUUCUGUUGCAGAGAAACCAAUCUCACCCACGGAACCUAUUGAACCUGUGCUCUGUGGCAGCAUAGCCAUUGGAGGAUUAUCACUUGCUGUUGCUAAAACUGGUGCCACCAUUAACAACACACCUUUGUACUUACAUCUUGCAUUGAUGAAACAUGAUCAGCUUUCUCAAUUUCAGGAUUUGCCUAAGGAGUUGACUGUGCCACUACCAAUGGUCACUCUGUUGAGCUGUGGAAAAUCAUCAUCUGGAAAACUGAAGUUAAUGAAAGAAGUGAUGCUCAUACCACCCACAGAGUUAACAGUUAAACAAGGUAUUGAAAGGCUUCUGGAGAUUCAGAAACAAAUGAUGAAAUUGCUGGAUCCUGUAGGCAAAGGGCCAUCAGUUUCAAAGAGAAUAUCCCAUUUGGGGUGCUUAAUAACAGGGUGCGAUAGUCUAGAACAACCUCUGAUCUUACUGCAAACAGCUUGCAGGAAUCUAGGUCUGGAACUAGGAAUAGAUGUACAUUUAGCAAUAAACUGUGCGGCUCAUGAAUUGAUGGACUAUACCAAAGGAAAAUAUGAAGUACUGACUGGAACACUCAAGAGUCCUGAUGAAAUGGUCGAUAUGUAUGUGGACCUAAUUAAUAAAUACCCCUCUAUUAUUGCAUUAAUAGAUCCCCUGAGGAAAGAGGAUGGCCAGCAAUGGAGCAAUAUAUGUAAUACUGUUGGUUCCAGAUGUUAUUUGAUUGCAGAAGAUGCAGCCAAAAGUAUUUCUAAACUUGUGGAGGAUCAAAAUAUAAACGUACCAAAAUGCAGUGGUCUUAUAAUAAAAUAUACAAAUCAAACCAAGAUAUCUGACCUCACAGAACUUACCCGACUUCUAGAUGGUCAAAGACAUAUUGCCAUAUUAGGAAGUCCAGCUGGAGAAUCUUCUGAUGAUAGCCUUGUAGAUCUGGCUGUUGGCCUGGGUGCCAGGUUUAUCAAGUUGGGAGGUCUUUCCCGUGGAGAAAGGGUGACCAAAUACAACCGCCUUCUUGCUAUAGAGGAAGAACUGGCCAAGAAUAGAACACUGCGUUCAGGAGAAAACCAUGAAUUUGUUGAUUUUGCUGAAGAGGCACAAACAGCAGAAGAACUUCCCGACGCACUCCCUCCCACAGAGCAGGACCCAUGGCCUUCACAGCAUUCUCAACCUCUGCUGGCCCAGGUCCAAAAUCCUGAUUCCUUACAUGGUAGUACACUGCAUCUCAACGAGGCUACCAAGAUGGACCCAUCAAUAUUUCCUUAAUGACUGUUUGGCACUAAGGUGAUAUCAAAGGUCUAGUCCAUCAAGGUGCUGAGCGUCCUCAGCUCUCAUUAAAGUUAAGAGGAGUUGAAGGUGCUCAGCACCACAUAGGAUUGGACCCUAAAUUUGGAGUUUUAGGUUCUGAUGAUGCCAUUAGAUCUGUGACGAGGGAAUCUUGGGCUUGUAUGUAACCAUAGUUAAGUUUCCACAUGGUUGCAAGGAUUUCCCCCUCGUGCAGAUGCAAUAAGGCGAGAGCUCUAGUGAAU